CCUCUCCCACGCCGCACCCUCAAUCCGCCCGAGCUCCUGCCCAACGGAGGUGGCCGCGAGCUGGGCGCGAACUUGCGCGGGUCCGCCGCCGCCCGGUGGCCCGAUGAGCUGCACCAGAAUGAUCCAGGUUUUAGAUCCGCGACCUUUGACAAAUUCAGUCAUGCCAGUGGAUGUGGCCAUGAGGCUCUGCUUGGCUCAUUCGCCACCUCUGAAGAGUUUCCUGGGCCCUUAUGAUGAUCUCCAACGAAGAAAUUUUGUGAACAAGUUAAAGCCCUUGAAAUCAUGUCUCAAUAUAAAACAGGAAGCCAAAUCACAGAAUGAGUGGAAGCAGUCACAUGACCAAACCAAGAAGCGGGUUGUGUUUGCUGACUCCAAGGGGCUCGCUCUCACCGCCAUCCAUGUCUUCUCGGACCUCCCAGAAGAACCAGCGUGGGAUCUCCAGUUUGAUCUCUUGGACCUUAACGAUAUCUCCUCUGGCUUAAAACUCCACGAAGAGAAAAACUUGAUUUUAGAUUUUCCCCAGCCUUCAACUGAUUACUUAAGUUUUCGGAACCACUUUCAGAAGAAUUUUGUCUGUCUGGAGAACUGCUCUUUGCAAGAGCGAACAGUGACUGGAACUGUGAAAGUGAAAAACGUGAGCUUUGAGAAAAAGGUUCAGAUUCGUAUCACUUUUGAUACCUGGAAGAGCUACACUGAUGUGGACUGUAACUACAUGAAAAAUGUGUAUGGUGCCUCAGAUAGUGACACCUUCUCAUUUGCCAUUGACUUACCCUCUGUCAUUCCAACUGAGGAGAAAAUUGAGUUCUGCAUUUCUUACCAUGCUAAUGGGCAGGUCUUCUGGGACAACAACGAGGGUCAGAAUUACAGAAUUGUCCAUGUGCAGUGGAAACCUGAUGGAGUGCAGACACAGAUGGCAUCUCAGGACUGUGUAUUCCACCAGGUGCCCCCCAAGACUGAGUCAGAGACCUCCAUCUUUGGCAGUCCAAGGCUGGCCAGUGGGCUCUUCCCAGAAUGGCAGAGCUGGGGGAGAAUGGAGAACUUGGCUUCUUAUCGAUGAUUAAGUAACCUAGUGACUGGUUUUGACCUGGCAUAUUUCCCAUGUAAUUCUCGGUCUGUAUUGCUCAAUAUUAGGAAGUCUUUGCUACUUUCCUUCAGUAGGUUUAGUUUUGAGCUUUUGAGACCUGGCUAUAAAAAGAUAGCCACUUGAGAAUUUAGUGUUGAGGUCUAUACUGCCUAGUAUUGCUUUGGAGGAUCAAGUAACAGCCUGGAACCCUAUUUUUGUAAAAGCAAUACUGUUCCAAUGCCCUUUCUCCUUCCAUCUCAAUUCACUAGCUUUCAUGGUGGGCAAGGAAUGGUUGAGAAAGGACAGUUGGUGGUGAUAGAAAGCUGUUUUAAUGGUAUGAGGAAUGUCUGAAAAGUGCGCACAAAGGGCUCUGCAGCUCAAGUCCGUGUAGGAGCGGUUUGAUACUUCGCUAUUGGUGAGAAAAUGUAAGGUUACUUUGUGCUUUUAAGUUGGUUUUACAGUUCUCUCCUAAGGAAAUAAUUUGUGUUGGGGGAGGGAAGAUUCUAUUUUCUAUAUUCUUGUGGAGAAAAACCAAACUUUAGGGGUGUUGAGUGGUAUUGGGGAAAGAUGAAUAAUAACUCUGGAGAGUCAAGAUUUUAAAUGAAGCUUUUCUUUUCAAACGAUUUAUGAAAAAGCAUGAUUUGGGGAAAGUUUAAGCAAAUCUGGCUUUGCAGUCCUUAUGUUAUAAGUGAUUUUGUUUGUGAUCAAGGCAUCAUGCUUAGGUAGUCAGUCCAGAAUGCUACCUAACAAAAAAAACCAUACCAUCAUCAGUGGUUAACAACCAUGGGGAUUCUGUUAUGUCAAAGAUUGCUCUUUGCAAGUGCCUUGAUUAAGCCAGAAUAUUAUGUUGUUCCUAAAUAUCUGAAGGGUCAUCUGAUAAUUCAUGAGUGACUUUAUAAGAAGGUCCAUUCUGUAUACUGGCAUCCUGUUUGUGAUACUGUUACAUCUCUGAGAGUGUUGCCAGCGUACACAAUUCGAAUCCUUCAUAUUGAAGGUGACUCAUUUUUCUGCCACACUUUUUCGACAUGAUGUUGGAAGUGAGGACUGACACUGAUUCUCAGUUCAAGAAUCCAGUACGUUGCACAUAAAAGUAGCAAUCUAUUUCUUGCCUAUAUUUGUGUUAAGUCUUUCUACCAAUUUCUUUGAAGUAAAAGUAUUUUUUUUAAAUGGAUGUGAAUUGUUUGGAUGUAUUGUAAUAUAAUUGUUUUGGGGUGUGUAUAUAUCCAUUCUAUAAGAUCAUAAGAAUGAGUCCUUGAAUGUUUGCUUCUAUCAUUGUGCACAUCCAUUGGGAGGUGUUCAGAGAAUGCAGUUGAAUUUAACAUGUGUGAUCUGCCAUGCUGGAAAAGUACUAUUGGAAUAACUCUGCUAUGACAGUAUUUGAGGUUUGGCUAGCACCCACAAUUUUUCUACUGUAAAUGUUUCACUCUCCUAUAGCUGUCCUUUGUGAACUUCUCACUUUAAAGAAUAAAAGUGUUUGAUACAAGA
Messenger RNA from Nyctereutes procyonoides (raccoon dog), 2548 nucleotides. RefSeq names its product protein phosphatase 1 regulatory subunit 3C (gene PPP1R3C). Gene Ontology annotation, biological process: regulation of glycogen biosynthetic process. Bases 104 to 1057 code for a protein of 317 amino acids. Gene Ontology annotation, molecular function: glycogen binding; protein phosphatase 1 binding. The record is from RefSeq and is a predicted model, not a curated record. Gene Ontology annotation, cellular component: protein phosphatase type 1 complex. The transcript is spliced from 2 exons. NCBI's taxonomy places the organism in Eukaryota, Metazoa, Chordata, Mammalia, Carnivora, Canidae.